Leucoraja erinaceus (little skate) is the source of this 1022-nucleotide messenger RNA. It is a transcript of the gene mrpl12, whose product is annotated as mitochondrial ribosomal protein L12. Lineage: Eukaryota; Metazoa; Chordata; Chondrichthyes; Rajiformes; Rajidae. The record is from RefSeq and is a predicted model, not a curated record. Gene Ontology annotation, cellular component: mitochondrial large ribosomal subunit; ribosome. The transcript has 5 exons. Bases 115 to 672 code for a protein of 185 amino acids. Gene Ontology annotation, molecular function: structural constituent of ribosome. Gene Ontology annotation, biological process: mitochondrial transcription; translation.
ACAGGAGGGGCGUUGAUGACGUUAGGUUGCCGCGCUGUGGCCGCCGGGAGGAAGGUCGGGUGGAGGUCAGCGGGAGGUUAGCGCCCCACGCCGCCGCCGCCAUCAGCCGUAGGGAUGCUCGCCGCGCUCGGCCGGGCGGGGACACAGGGCGCCCUCAGGCGAGGGUUGCUGACAUUGUGUGCGCGGCGGGCGCUGAGGACCAGUGGAUGCCGGUGGGAUGAAGGCCUGGCCUCGCCGCCCCUGGACAACGUGCCCAGGGACUACCCGCCCAAGAUCAAGCAGCUGGUGCACGACAUCGCCGGCCUCACCCUGCUGGAGAUCUCUGACCUCAACGAGCUGCUGAAGAAAACACUGAAAAUCCAGGAUGUUGGGAUGAUGCCGGUGGCUGGAAUGAUGGCUGCUUCUCCUGCCUCCCAGGAGGUCGAUGAGGAGGAGGCUCCGGCCAAGAAGGAGAAGACCCAGUUCACGGUCAAGCUGGUGGAGUUCAAGGUCGCCGACAAAGUCAAGCUCAUCAAAGAAGUGAAGAGCUGUAUGACCGGCCUGAACCUGGUGCAGGCCAAGAAGCUGGUGGAGUCGCUGCCACAGGAGAUGAGGGCCAACGUGUCGAAGGAGGAGGCGGAGAAGCUGAAGGCGGCCCUGGAGGCUGCGGGAGGGACGGUGCAGAUCGAGUAACGCACCCGCCCGGCCUGCGAGGCCGCAACCCAGACACCGUUCGGCGGCCUUGCGCCCGACUGAUGCCACGGCUGCUGCACCGCCUCCCGGCACUGCAAGCGUUGAGCGGGGACUGUCGCUAGACCAAGAUGUUUGUUUGUAUGUAUGUCUGCACGCGGUGGUUUUCCGCCAGUUCCAGGGUGCCAGGGGGGGCGCAGACAUAAAGAGGGAGGUGCUGCCUAUCCAGACCCACCAUGUACAGUUAGCGACCCACAGUGGGUACAGUGGCCCGCUGCGGGUACAGCACGCCCUCCGCUCUGCUUGUCGCGGCCAUUCAAUAUUAAACGAGGAAAAGAUGGAACGUUUUUAAA